Molecule: messenger RNA, 2222 nt
Organism: Lytechinus pictus (painted urchin)
Lineage: Eukaryota; Metazoa; Echinodermata; Echinoidea; Temnopleuroida; Toxopneustidae
Exons: 3
Coding region: 492-1130 (212 amino acids)
Source: RefSeq, a predicted model, not a curated record
ACUUUUAAAAAAUGGGAAAGUGCCUAAAAUAGGCUCAGUCGAUUCUCUCCAUCGCUUUUAAAAUUCCUCUUUUUUUUAAUACGCGUCCUGCCCCCCCCCCCCCCGGAAAAUUUUCUGCGUACGGUCUUGCACCCAAUCCAAACAAGCUGACGCCGCUCCCGAUACAACAAUGUUUUUUACUUUGAAUAUUCAUGAUAUUUGCGGAAAUUAAAGACAAAUCAUAAAAGGUUAUCUUUCAUUUUCGCGAUUCAUAUUUCAUUCAGUUUUAUCGUUUCUUGGGUUUUUAUCCGGGUAUAUAUACGUACGGGAAGCUAUUAUUUACCGCUAUAGUUUCGCAACAUCGCUUGGUAAGGCUGUAAUUUCCUUAAUCAUGAUCUCUUCGUAAAGCAAUUUUACUUCAUUAAUCAUUGCAAUUUUUUUAUUAAUAACUGUUCCCCUUUUGUCGUCAGUAGUUAGAACUCUACGUUGAAGUUUUAGAAGUGUACUUUACAAUGGCGUCCAUUGUUACUGCAUUUAAGUUGCUUGGCAUAAUUGCUACCAUGGUGGGAGCACGGCCUUACAAACGGGACGUCGCAGGUGGGCACGAUGCGGAGGACUUCCAAAUGGAAUACGGGAUCCUAGACGCUAUGGUAGACAUCUGCGAAGAGAAAGCCUCUGACACGAACCACCGUGGUCGCGCUACGUCCGUCGACCAGUUUCUCGACGCCGUCUGCAUGGCAUUGACAGGUUCGCUUGAAGCAUCGGGCGACGGUUCAGAAGAAGGCUCUGGUGACGGAUCCGGUGACGGCUUAGAGGAAUGGAUCUACGACUUUGGUCCAAUAGUCGAGAUCUUCACACCCGACUGGGCAACUCAGCAACUCCUUAGUGCAUUCGCAGAGAGAGCGUGCCGAGCUGCCGAAGAUAUAGGAUAUGUUGACCAUGUUAACUUGGAAUCGUUCUGUCGAAACAAUCGACGUCCUAUCGACGGGGGCGAUGCCGAUGGAGAAGAUGGCAGCGGGGAUACUGGUAGUGGUUCAGGCGAAGGAGAUGAUAUCGACAGCGAGGAUGAUGACGAUAAUCAGGCCUUUGUUUGGAGUUCUUACUGGCUUCAAAAUGAUGUCUUUUAUUUUGCAAACGAUGAACAAUAUUAAAAACUGAAAUACUAAUUCCUGAAAACGAACACUGUUAAAAUAUUUGUCCCUUCGUAAUUUUUUUAAACUUCCAUUAGUAGAUUUUACAUUAAUAAGACAAAUUUCCCGUCUCAUUUUGACUUUAGUCUUACUCGCGGCCCGAAUGAUUUACUCAAAAUGUAUAAGUGCAUUUCAAUUUACUUGAUAAAGAAAAAUCAAAGUAAUUCUAACUUGCUUCAAUUGGGUAAAUUCAAUGCAAAUAAAAAUUUCAUGAUAAAAUUACUAAUCACUAAGUACUUUUUGUUGAAUGUACCAAUAAUUAAUUCAAAUUAACGUAUGAUUAUCAUAGUGAAGAAUAUGUUACUUUUUAAUAGCUAAAAAUAAAUUUAGGCAAAGAAUGAACAACAUCGAUCAUUAAUAGUCACUCUACUGAAAAUUCCAGUCACUUUGAGUUAUUGGAAGGUGGUCAAUUAUGGUAUACUGGGUUGCAAUUAUAAAUGAUCUUAAUGAUGAUAAGCAGAUUUAAACAGGCGAUCUGAAAAUUAUUUAGCAAAUUUAGAAUAUUUUAAUUCAUUAUCCUUUCUGUUGACGAAAUGGAAUUCACAACGAAGUUUUGUAAUUAUGUCGGACAUGAUUGAAAAGUUUCCCUUUAUUUAAAAAAAAUAGAAUAUAAUUUCAUCGUGUUUCUUGUCCUUUAUUGCUACCACCAUUGCUUUCUACUACUUCUACUACUACUAUUACUACUACUACUACUACUACUACUACUACUACUACUACUACUACUACUACUACUACUACUACUACUACUACUACUACUACUACUACUUCUACUACUACUACCAAUACUACUUCUUCGUCUACUAAUGAUUCAUAUACUCUGUUUUAGUUAUUUGUGUUCUUUUGAAUCAAUAAUGUUCUUACAUGUGACAUUGGUAAUUCGGAUAUUUGAUUUAAUUUGAUGAUUUUGCUGGUAUCUCUUGAACUAGGCCUACAUAAAUCUUAACCACAUACUCGUUGAACAAUCACGAAAGUGCUAACGCAGGUAAGGAAUACAACACCUUUUCAGCUACUCAAAGGUUAUAGUUUCAUUAUUAAAGUCUGCCACCAAACUGA